Messenger RNA from Kockovaella imperatae, 1087 nucleotides. RefSeq names its product TB2/DP1, HVA22 family-domain-containing protein. The record is from RefSeq and is a predicted model, not a curated record. NCBI's taxonomy places the organism in Eukaryota, Fungi, Basidiomycota, Tremellomycetes, Tremellales, Cuniculitremaceae. Bases 114 to 941 code for a protein of 275 amino acids. The transcript is spliced from 3 exons.
CAAAAGUCCUGACUCUGCCUUCUCACAGCUGACACAUAGCACAAGCUAUCCUGCUCAACAGCAUAUCCAUCUUCUCUUAUCGGGCUCAACUCAAUCUCAUCUCCCUCCCAAUCAUGGCAGAAGACGCUAUCAAUGCUCAUCUCGAGCCAACUUCGCUCCACCAAGAACCUGCCACGGGAACCGGUGGGAUCCCUUCGCUUCACGCAGGCGUUACUCCUCAAACUGGGGCCUCGACGACUUCGGGUGGUGCCGGAGCGAAAUCAUCCUCACGAUCCACUCCAACCGCCACGGGUGUCAGACAGCGAGUACACGCUCUUGGUGAUCAGCUCGAUGCAGCCACCGAUCAUCCCGCUGUCAAGAAUGUCAAAGUGACAGCGCAGAAGCAGGUCUCAAAACUCAGAGAGGUCUUGGGAAGGUCACCUCCUCUCGUCAAUCUGGAGCGAAGCACUGGUGUCGACCGGGUCAUUCUCGUCGUAGGAGGUAUCUUAGCAUACAUCCUCGUCAUCCCUUUCAAUUUCUUGGGCCUAGCUCUCCCCGUCACGACCCUCCUGGCUCUCGUCCCUCCCAGCUUCAUUGCUUUCGGUAUCCUGGAAGAGAAGACCUCGGCCGCCAAUGAAGCCGCCACCAGAGCCCUACUGAGCUACUUUGUGGCGUUGGGUUUCAUCCAGUUCCUUGAAUCCCUCGCUGCGGGAAUACUUUACAGCAAGAUUCCUCAAUACUACACACUCAAGCUCGUCUUCCUCGCGUACUUGUUGCACCCCAAAACACAGGGAGCAUUGAAACUGCACAACAUGGUCUUCAAGCCAUUGUUCAUUAGCAACACUGGAUCCUCGUUAAAGACACCUCCCACUGCUCAUGCCUCUGCAUCCUCAGCUUCCAGCCCCACUGCAGCCGCCUCGCCUUCUCUCGGUAGCGGCAAUGUGCAACACACUGCGGAAUGAUUGUAACCGAGAAAAAGUCAGAUGGUGAUGAAUUAGCGUGAUACCUAUCGCGGGCUCCUGUCGAUAGUGGCUCCGGUCUGCUUAACGCUGACUGUCAUGAUUAUGUAUCUCAUGUACUGCCUUACGAUGCGGAUUCUACCAACGAG